GUGGCAGUUGCAAUAUUGCCUCCUCUUUGUCAUACACUAAAUUGAGACUUCUGAAAUGCUUUGUUUCGGACUUGGUUCCAGAAUGCGUUCCUGCAGCUUCACGACCGUCCCACACCUACUCCUUACGACUGGGCACUUUCUGAUAAUUGCAGCAAUCUCCACUGGAAACAACAGCAACGCAUCAAAGUGUUUCCGCCCAGUUUCGAACUGGGGACCUUUCGCGUGUGAGGCGAACGUGAUAACCACUACACUACGGAAACCGGUGCUUUCGUCACAGUUGGUCGAUGAUUCAUGUCAUGCGCUCGAUCCCCGGUGAGUCUUGAUGCUGCGCAGCGGUGUAGUCCAGUUUCCUGUUGUGGCUAUUUUCAGAUUUUUCCCCCACCCAGCUUUGUGCACAGCCAUCCUGAAGGAAGCCCCCGUAAGCGCCACCGCCCUCAUCAACACAUACAGUCUGCUCACACAGAUAUUUGAGAGCAUCGUGAAAGACUGCUCAUGUGUUUCAUACACAACGAAGGCACGAAAAGCCAUCAAGAGGAGACGAAUGCACCAGCCCUCAGUUGCUCUUAUUAUGUGACAACGAUCAAUAUCUAACACAAGAAAGAGUUCAACCCAACUGCUUGGCACCGGCUGCGACCCUGCCUCCCACAAUGCGCUUUUGUGGGCUCUUCAGUAAAGGGGGAACUAAGGCUCCGGACCUGCUGUGUGUCGUAUAUUGGACCCCAUAGUUGGCCAUGCCUCCCUCGGAAUGUCUGCACUGUCCUGGUAAAGACAGGAAGACCGCGGCCGUGUGCCAGGGACCACAAGGGCACACGUCCUCGUUAGUAUAGUGGACAGUAUCUCCGCCUGUCACGCGGAAGACCGGGGUUCGAUUCCCCGACGGGGAGACUUAUGCUUCCUACCAGCAGCUAAUUGUUUUACCCACAAGGACAGGGGCUUCAAGCUCGUGCUGCUCUCCAGCCGAGGUGAGCUGAGGAAGGGUUAACCUUCCCUACUACAAUGGAGGCAAUCUAAAUCAAAUUGCCAACCAAGCAGUCAUCAAUGUACCGAGGAUCGGCUGACCCGAUAACCCUUGGAUUGUUCAAGGGCUCACUGGUGCUGGGCACCUGUGUUGCUUGCCGUCCGACCAGUCGCAAGGCACCUGCGACACCUCAAAAGCAGGUCCCACCGAGAUUUGAACUCGGAUCGCUGGAUUCAGAGUCCAGAGUGCUAACCAUUACACCAUGGCACCGUCGCAUGGCUUCCAGAGACAGCUGUCGAACACGGUCUUACAUGCCAUCAACAUGUAUGGUUGUUACUGUGCACACAACAAGAGACGGUAGGCACUAAGAAAUACCAGUGAAACAGACGACCGCAUGAAAAAGCAACUUUAACUGGCUGUCUAAAGUAACGUGGUCAGCUACGAGGGCUGAGGCUGAGAGCAGCAUGUUCAUUCUUUGCUGAGAGCAACACGUGCAAAAAGCAGGAGUCAGAGGCCACACAAACGGCACCGUCUCAGUUUAGCGUGUCAGGCACGCCCGCCGUACUACGAGCACAGUGUUUUAUUGUCUUCAUGCCGCCUGCCGUGUAAAGACUUGAUGAGUAAUCUCUGUCAGCAUCAUGUGGCAGACAACAGUGGCAGGGAAAAGCACGUCAUGUCAGAAGUGGGAUUCGAACCCACGCCUCCAGGGGAGACUGCGACCUGAACGCAGCGCCUUAGACCGCUCGGCCAUCCUGACUAGAUGGGCAGCACGGUCACAGGGCGCGGCACGCCGACACGGUCACGUAACAAACCUUUUGGCUCCAUUCAGGGUGCAGACUGCUACUGUUUUCACCUGGCAACAACAAGAACAACCUUUUGGGCUGGAGGACGAAGACAUCGCUCCUUGCAGUGGGGAGGAAGACUAAUGGAAGGCCAAAGCAGUUUCUACAAAAAUCCAGUUGCAGCAGGAUUGGUUUACUGGGCAAACCAGACAGAAGCAAUCGAUUCAACUCAACUGCCUUCAGACUUUCACAUUAGCAAUGGCGAGUGACAGGACGCUUCCAGAGGUGCUGCGGGAGCUAGCCAACCAGCUUGAAAACACACCAGGAGCCACAAACGUUGAAAGUACCCGUCAGCCCUCCCCUUCACCCUCACAUAGACACCCUGUGGACGCUGAAGUUUUGAGAUUGUUUGGUCCAUAUACCCAAGGAGGGAGAAGGUUGUCAACAACAAGGCGCUCCAUUGCUGUUGCUUCACAAACUCAUUCCUACACGCACAACUUCUGCUGUCUGAGCGACAAAAAUGCAAUGCUUGUCCCAACCAAAUUUGCCAAACAGAGGCUUGCAGCUGCAGGUUUAGGAGACAAGCGUCUGACAUUUCAAGGUAGUCAGGAGAAUCCAGACAAAUUCAGAGACUUUCUAUUUGAAGCAUUCCCUCCACUUAGACAGGGAGGGGGAUUUGAACUUCUCAAAAUUUCGGGAACAAUCAGAAGUCGUCAACUGGUCCUCAUCCCCUGUCCCAAUGAAGGCUACCAUGUUCGCCAUCUAAAAGAUCCACAAACUCAGAUUGGACAUGCUACCAUUUUCAUUCGCCCACUUCAAAGGACCCUGAACCUGGAGCCUAUAGGUCAACCAGGAAGCAGUAAUGAGCUGGCUGGACCACCCCAGAAAUGUGUCCGAUGUGAAGAAGAGUUUCCUUUUUCGAGCAUAAAGGCCCACAGUGAUGAAUGCAUGAGGCAAUCACAGAGCAGUGUUGAGGAGCAAAUGGAGGUAGCCAAUGAAAAUCUAUGCACUCCCCAAAGAGAGAGUAGAUUUGUGAGCAUGUUAACAAGGUCACAGGAGAGUCUGACUGCCAGGGCCAGCAACACAGAAAUCUCAAAGCCACAUCAGGGAGAAAUGCAUACUCAUGAGAUCACUGAUCUAGAGCCGGCUGAGGACAGAGGAUUUCCUGAUUGGAAAAUCAAAGAAGAUCCUGCAGAGGCAGCAAUGAAGUUCAAAGAAGAUAUUUUAAACCAGCAUGCAACUGGGAAACCACUGAGUCUUGUCAUGGAUCUUGGAGACAGUGCAGAGGACAGGGAGAGGACAAUCCUUUCUUUUUACAAAUUGGCUCAUGUUGAGUGGGCUUCCCCUUUGACAUGCACACUAAAAGCCCCUGCAGGAACUCUCCUGUUUGAGGGUGAAAAAGAUCAUUUGAUUCCCUCUACGUCUACCUUCCUUCUGGAGAGUGACUUCUUCAUUGUUGCUGGACGAAUGAUUGGUCAUUCAUUUCUACAUGAUGGGCCAUGCCUUGGUGGACUGAGCCCAGCAAUUCUACAUGUGCUCUUUGGUGGAUCCCCAGAAGAAGCCACCAUAGAUAUCAAAGACUGUGCUGACUUUGAUAUCCGUGAAACAUUCAAGACACUGGAUGGUACAGAAGAAUUAACACCUGAUGAAAAGGACAGCAUCAAUGAGCUGGCAUUGUCCUGGGAUCUGCCUACGGUCACCUCUGAGAACAGGAGAUGGCUGCUUGAUAAACUGUUGCUCCAUGCUGUUCUUCAAAGGACUUCCAGACAAGUCAAACAGUUACGGCGAGGUUUGAAGGAGACGCUGAUUUGGCCCUUGCUAACAGAGAGGAAAGAUACAAUCCCCCUUCUUUUUCCAAGGACAUCAGAUACGCAGUACACACCACAGGUGGUUUUGGACAAGAUACAGUGGCCCACACAGGACCAAGAGGACAGUGACGUGUCUUUGGAGGAUGCAUGCAGGAUCACAGGAUUCCUUCGCACAUUUGUUGAGAAUUCUUCUCCAAACCUUCUUGGAAAACUUGUGCAGUUUUGGGUUGGCUGGAAUGUGCUUCCCAGACACUUGGAUGUUGAAGUUGUGGAGAGCACCUACCCAGGGUCUUCAACCUGCUUCCACCUGUUAAAACUUCCAGGACAUUACAAAGACUACACAGUCUUUGAAAGAGACAUCCUUGCUGCCAUUUGGAGUGUUGAUACUGGUUUUGGGUUGGUCUAGUAAGGACAGUAUGCACUUCUUGUGGUUUUGAUAUGUUAAAACACAGCGUAAAGUUCUUUGUGAAGGUUAAAUCUCACAUCACCUGCUGUAAUACUAGUUUUGUAGACCAUGUUUAUGAGUCAGUUUGACCUGUUCAAGAAGGGAAAAACUUGUCUUCAAAACAC
This is a messenger RNA of Notolabrus celidotus (New Zealand spotty), 4118 nucleotides long. RefSeq lists its product as uncharacterized. NCBI's taxonomy places the organism in Eukaryota, Metazoa, Chordata, Actinopteri, Labriformes, Labridae. The record is from RefSeq and is a predicted model, not a curated record. The transcript has 14 exons. Gene Ontology annotation, molecular function: ubiquitin-protein transferase activity. Bases 1999 to 3954 code for a protein of 651 amino acids.